GAAAUAGGUCCGAUUUUGAGUUUUCACACGCUGCGUUAAAGGCUGGAUUUGACAAUCAUAGGCAUGGCUAUUUUACACAACUUCCAGUGGGCAGUGUUCAGAUGGAUUCUUGUCUGUUUACCAGUCUGCUACAGCCAAAGCUCCGACACACUACCAUUAUCCGUUCCGAUGACUCCAGUCCACGUUUGGAUGGGAUCGUCGUCAGUUACACUACCUUGUUCAACCUCGGCCCCGCUCACCAACUCCCUCGAGCUGCGCUGGCAUCGGCCCGAUGGCUACAGAACACCGGUUCUGCUUUACGAGAACCAACAGGUUCAGCCAUCAUCAGCUGACCCUCAGUACAAGGACCGAGUGGCCCUGGUAGGGGACCCACAGAAGGGGAACUUCACCCUCCUACUGCAGAACGUAACACUGGCGGAUGGCGGGGUGUUUGUCUGCUUCGUUGCCGAGAAGGGGGACUACGGCAAAGAAAGUGUUGAACUCAUUGUCAAAGCGAUGGGGUCUCCUCCUCUCCUCUCUGUCAGGUUUACAAGUAGUGGACAGGUGAACGUUACCUGUUUAUCGCACGGUUGGUCUCCAGUACCCUCGCUUACCUGGAGAGACAGCUACAACAGAGAAGUAUCCACGGAAUCCACACAGAUUUCAGCAGAUGCCCAGGGGUUUAUGAGUGUCUCGUCAUGGGUGCUACAGCCCACCUCGGACUCUGAUUGGUUGUCGUGCUCUGUGGGCGUGUCUGAUGUGGAGAUGAGAGAGAGCAGGGUGUUAUUGCACGACUCUGAGCGUGGAGGAAACAACUCCUACUUUGGACAUUUUAUCACCGUGCUUGUGCUGUUCCUGCUCGUGGGCGUGGGCACAUUGGCUUUCCUGGCAUACCGAAAGUACAAUACACGAGACUAUGGUGCCGUAAAGACAACUGAUACAACAGAUGCAAAAGGAAUGCAGUUGCGCAAUCAGGAUCAGAUCACGAGAAUUGUGUUGGUGGGGAAGACUGGGGUGGGCAAGGGUUCUACGGGAAACACCAUCCUGGGCAAAAAGGUCUUCCAAUCACGUGGCGGAGGGGCUGCAUUCGGUAGUAAAAAGCAAGAACGUGAAGUGGACGGCAGAUGGCUGUCUGUGGUUGACACCCCAGACCUGUUUGGUAAAGUGAAACACAAGGACAAAAAGAUGGCAGAAUGCUUCGCUCUGUCCUCGCCAGGCCCCCAUGUGUUCCUCGUAGUUCUUCACGCAGGAAUGUUCUCCCAAGAGGAAGGUGAAACGGUGAAUAACAUCAAGAAGUUCUUUGGCAGCAAUGCAGACAGGCACACUAUUGCACUGUUUACUCAUGGAGACAAACUGGGGGGCAAAUCGAUCUAUGACUUCAUAAAGGACAGUGAGUAUGAGGGGCUACAAGGCUUGGUUUAUCAAUGUCUUGGUGGUUGCCAUGUCUUCUCGAACGAUGUAAAAUCUGAUCGCACCCAGGUGACUGCGCUGUUGGAAAUGAUUGAUAAGGUAAAAAAUAAAGAGGGAGGGCACUUUACAUCAGAAAGGUACAAGAAGGUUGAAGAGGAGAUUAAACAAAGGAGGAAAUAUUUGGAGACAGAUUUGACCACAUGGAUUGAGCAGCAGGUGUUGCAUGAGUAAGCUAACCUGCCUUUCAUGACUGCAAGUCUCAUUAGGCUCUUUUUCACUGCCUGUUUUUUACCCGGUACAGCUCGACACAGCACGACUCGUCCGCCGUUUCUUCUGUUUCGAUUAGUCAGGUUAUAGCACAACACAUCUCGAAACCCAGCCCUCAUUUUUUGACUGGCUGAACCGAGCUGAGUGGGUCUUUACCUGUCUACUACCCAGAAUCCUGUGCGUCAGCUUGUCCUCACCGGUGAAUCGAAAAAUAAUCAUGGCGGCCACCAGAUUAACUUUCUUCGAAUGCUCUUUAGUUUGACACUGUAUUACUCUGACAUUAAAAUCGAAGGUAGAAUGAUCCAAAGGUUGAAAGUAUCCAUUGUAGUAUCCAAAUAUCAUGUCGCGGAAACUAUUUAUAGCUUACUUUGAUAGAUGAGAUAUCUGUCUGCCUUACGUAAAGUCAACUAGCCUGCGUAAAGUAAUGCUAUGUGACAACACAAAAAACGCAACUCCAACCAUACUCUGGGUAACACGGUUUGUAACCGAGCUGGUUGAACAGCACCACUCAGCACAACACAACAUGGCACGGCACAGCCAUGUUGUAGGCCCUAUGGAAAAAAGCGUUUUAAGACUAUAUUCUGGCCUGGCAAACCAUCUACAUUUCAAAUUCCCCGGAAAAAGCGAACCAAUCAAUUUUAAGCAUUUCCAAGUGCUCGA
Molecule: messenger RNA, 2316 nt
Organism: Engraulis encrasicolus (European anchovy)
Lineage: Eukaryota; Metazoa; Chordata; Actinopteri; Clupeiformes; Engraulidae
Exons: 8
Coding region: 64-1620 (518 amino acids)
Molecular function (GO): GTP binding
Source: RefSeq, a predicted model, not a curated record